This is a messenger RNA of Aspergillus caelatus, 222 nucleotides long. RefSeq lists its product as uncharacterized. NCBI's taxonomy places the organism in Eukaryota, Fungi, Ascomycota, Eurotiomycetes, Eurotiales, Aspergillaceae. The record is from RefSeq and is a predicted model, not a curated record. The transcript has 3 exons. The coding region runs from base 1 to 222 and encodes 73 amino acids.
AUGAAGGCCUCAUACGCACUCAGCCUCCUUGCCCUCGUGACCCUCGCCUUGGCACACCCGAAUCCUCUCCCUGCUUCUGACUCUCCAGAGAGGACUCAGAAGUGCUGCCCCCCUGACUCGGACGGUAAAUGUGCGGAUGGUACUCUUGGAACCCCAUCUUGUGCAUAUGGACAAUGCAACAUCUUCAAUUGCAAUUGCGAGGGCGGCUGCCGUAGCGCAUAG